This is a messenger RNA of Andrographis paniculata, 1950 nucleotides long. RefSeq names its product probable polygalacturonase. NCBI's taxonomy places the organism in Eukaryota, Viridiplantae, Streptophyta, Magnoliopsida, Lamiales, Acanthaceae. Gene Ontology annotation, biological process: carbohydrate metabolic process. The record is from RefSeq and is a predicted model, not a curated record. The transcript is spliced from 6 exons. Bases 172 to 1485 code for a protein of 437 amino acids. Gene Ontology annotation, molecular function: polygalacturonase activity.
UAUUAUUUGGUAUUGGGUGGUUUCUCCUUCCAAUUCAAUUCUCAAAAUUCCAAUUACAAUUACAGUCAAAGGGGCUUUGAAUGCACACCGACUCCUCUCCAAAAAGUAUCCAGAUGAAGAUGAAGAUGAAGAUGAAGAUGAAGAGGCUAGUAAGUAAUUUUGCUGCUUUUGAUGAUGGUACUAAGCAAUGCUGAAGAAGACUACAACAACAAUGGAGUCUGCAAAUCGAACUGGCCUUUAACCCCCCGGCCACACAGUGUUACCGUCACUGAAUUCGGCGCAAUCGGCGACGGGAAAACUCUCAACACCGUCGCCUUUCAGAACGCCGUUUUCUACCUCCAAUCAUUCUCCGACAAGGGCGGCGCGCAGCUCUACGUCCCCAAAGGCGAAUGGCUCACCGGAUGCCUAAUUCUUACAAGCCAUCUCACUCUCUUCUUGGAAAAAGAUGCCACCAUUCUCGCCUCCGAGGAUUACGAGAGCUGGGAUGUUGUCGAUCCGUUGCCCUCUUACGGCAGCACCCUCAAGUUACCUAGUCGAAGAUAUCGCAGCUUAAUCACCGGCACAAAUUUGACCGAUGUUGUCAUUACAGGUAAUAACGGGACUAUCGAUGGACGGGGUUUGGUCUGGUGGGCGCAGCUGAACGUUGGGAAUUUGAACCAUAGCCGGCCGCAUCUAGUCGAACUCGUCGGUUCGGACAACAUUGUUGUGUCGAACUUGACGUUUUUGAACGCCCCGGCUUUUAACAUCCACCCGGUUAAUUGCAGUAAAUUGUUAGUACAGAACAUCACUGUCUACACUCCACCGGACUCUCCUCGUACGAGCGGUGUCGUUCCAGAUUCGUCGAAGCACGUUUGUAUUGAGAGCAGCAACAUAAGCGUAGGAUACGAUGCCGUCGUGCUGAAAAGCGGUUGGGACGAAUACGGGAUCUCUUACAACGAAUCAACCAGCGAUGUCCAUGUCCGGAAGCUUCGUCUCCGAUCCUCUUCGGGAUCGAGUUUGGCCUUCGGCAGCGAAAUGUCGGGUGGGAUCUCAGGGGUCAUUGCCGAGGAUCUCCACAUGUACGAAUCAGCCAUUGGGAUCGAGCUAAAGACAGCAAAAGGAAGGGGCGGGUACGUUAAGGAUGUCUUCGUAUCGAAUGUUUCCAUGGAAAACGUUCGCGUGGGAAUCAAGGCGACGGGGCAGUGCUCAUCCCAUCCGGACAACGGAUACGACCCCGAUGCACUGCCAGUGGUUACGGAAAUUACUCUCGAGGACAUUGUCGGGGUAAAUAUUACCUUGGCGGGUAAUUUGACGGGGCUCGACGAAUCUCCGUUUGCACCGUUUUGCCUGAUGAAUGUGUCGUUCUCGGUCGAAUCUUCUUGGGUGUGUGCAUACGUUGCGGGCUCGUCUUUUGACGUCACACCCGAGCCUUGCCCCGAGCUGCGAAACUUGUCCGGUUGUGAUGUCGUCUUCUCGAGAUUCGAUCGUCAGGUUGCCGUGUUAUGAGCCAUUCGUUGAGCAUGGAUCGAGUUCGUUCGUUCUCUGUUGUCGUCGAUAGAUACUCUCCAUCCUGUGUACAGUGAAGAGUCAUUUGGUUCAGAAAAGUUUUGGUAGUGAAGGGGAAGGACAUGGAAAAAUAUUGAUUCCUUUUCAUUGUUAUUUUUGUUAUUCUUACAUUCAAUUUCAAUUCAUCCAUUUCAUUCACUUUCUUUAUUAAGACACGGAAAUGAUUAGAAUGCGGAUUGAGGAUUAAUCAGCAUCACGCUCGUAACAUAUAAAAUAUAAACUAUCAGCACAUUGCAAUCAUUGUGCCGAAAUCAAUCCAAUCAUAUUAUAUGUUGUGUGGACUAUUAUCACGUGUUGUCAAUUCAUUUGCUAUCGGAAUAAUGCCGAUUAAUCCUAGUCAGCAUUGUAAUCAUCGGGAAUGUUUGUAAUGAAAUCCCAAAAUUUAAUGAGCGUGUCUCAAAAAUA